This is a messenger RNA of Danio rerio (zebrafish), 4156 nucleotides long. Lineage: Eukaryota; Metazoa; Chordata; Actinopteri; Cypriniformes; Danionidae. The record is from RefSeq and is a predicted model, not a curated record.
AUGGCGGAGCAGCAGCAGUUCUACCUCUUACUGAGCAACCUGAUGAGCCCUGACAACACCGUCAGGAAGCAAUCUGAGGAAGCGUAUGACACCAUUCCCGGUCAGACCAAGAUCACAUUUUUACUGCAGGCCAUCCGUGAUGCAUCCGCUGCCGAGGAGGUUAAGCAGAUGGCGGCUGUUCUGCUGCGCCGCCUGCUGUCCUCAUCUUUUGAGGAGGUUUAUCCCAACCUGACCGUAGACAUCCAGACGGCCAUCAAGACAGAGCUGCUCGCUGGAAUCCGGUCUGAAGCCUCCACCAACAUCCGCAAGAAGACCUGUGAUAUUGCUGCAGAGCUCGCACGCAAUCUCAUCGAUGAUGACGGCAAUAACCAGUGGCCAGAAAUCCUCAAGUUCCUGUUUGAUUCAGUCAACUCUCAAGAUGUCGGCCUCCGAGAAGCAGCGCUGCACAUUUUCUGGAACUUCCCAGGCAUCUUCGGCAAUCAGCAGCAGCAUUACAUGGAAGUGAUCAAGCGCAUGUUGGUUCAGUGCAUGCAGGACCAGGAAAACCCACAGAUUCGAACCCUCUCUGCACGUGCAGCUGCAUCCUUCAUCCUGUCCAAUGAGGGAAACACAGCCCUGCUGAAACACUUCUCUGACCUUCUUCCUGGCAUCCUGCAGGCAGUGAAUGAGUCCUGUUACCGUGGUGAUGACUCUGUGCUGAAGUCGUUGGUGGAGAUUGCAGACACGGCCCCCAAAUACCUGAGACCAAACCUAGAAGCCACUCUGCAGCUGAGCCUGAAGCUGUGUGCAGACACAAACCUCACCAACAUGCAGCGUCAGCUUGCUCUGGAAGUCAUCGUCACGCUGUCUGAAACUGCAGCUGCCAUGCUGAGGAAACACACCAACAUCGUUGCUCAGAGCGUGCCUCAGAUGUUGACUAUGAUGGUGGAUCUGGAGGAGGAUGAGGAGUGGGCCAUGGCUGAUGAACUGGAGGAUGACGAUUUCGACAGUAAUGCUGUUGCUGGUGAAAGUGCUCUGGACAGGAUUGCAUGUGGCCUUGGAGGAAAGAUCAUCCUUCCCAUGAUUAAACAGCACAUCAUGCAGAUGCUGCAGAACCCGGACUGGAAGUACCGGCACGCGGGUCUGAUGGCUCUGUCUGCGAUUGGCGAAGGCUGUCAUCAACAGAUGGAGGCCAUUCUGAGUGAAAUUGUCAGCUUCGUCCUGCUCUUCUGUCAGGAUCCACACCCCAGGGUUCGAUACGCUGCUUGCAAUGCUAUUGGACAGAUGGCCACAGACUUCGCCCCAACCUUCCAGAAGAAAUUCCAUGACAAGGUGAUCUCUGCGCUCCUGCAGACCAUGGAGGAUCAGUCGAACCCUCGCGUUCAGGCUCACGCAGCAGCCGCUCUCAUCAACUUCACAGAGGACUGUCCUAAAACCCUGCUCGUCCCGUAUCUGGACAGCCUCGUCCAGCAUCUGCACGUCAUCAUGGUGGCCAAGCUGCAGGAGCUGAUCCAGAAAGGCACUAAACUGGUGCUGGAGCAGGUGGUGACGUCCAUCGCUUCGGUGGCUGAUACCGCGGAGGAGAAGUUUGUGCCGUAUUACGAUCUGUUCAUGCCGUCUCUCAAACACAUCGUAGAAAACGCCAUUCAGAAAGAGCUUCGUCUGCUCCGAGGAAAAACCAUCGAGUGCAUCAGCCUGAUCGGCCUGGCUGUGGGCAAAGAGAAGUUCAUGCCGGACGCCUCAGCGGUGAUGCAGCUCCUCCUGAAGACUCAGACUGACUUCAAUGACCUGGAGGAUGACGAUCCGCAGAUCUCUUACAUGAUCUCUGCAUGGGCCCGCAUGUGUAAGAUCCUGGGGAAGGAGUUUCAGCAGUAUCUGCCUGUGGUGAUGGGGCCGCUGAUGAAAACUGCGUCCAUUAAACCUGAAGUGGCCCUACUAGACACUCAGGACAUGGAGAACAUGUCUGAAGAUGACGGCUGGGAGUUUGUGAAUCUGGGCGAUCAGCAGAGUUUUGGCAUUAAGACUGCAGGACUGGAGGAAAAGGCCACGGCCUGCCAGAUGCUGGUGUGCUACGCUAAAGAGCUGAAGGAGGGUUUUGUUGAAUACACAGAGCAGGUGGUGAAGCUGAUGGUUCCUCUGCUCAAGUUCUACUUCCAUGAUGGUGUGCGAGUGGCUGCCGCGGAGUCCAUGCCUCUGCUGCUGGAGUGCGCUCGUGUCCGUGGCCCAGAAUACCUCACUCAGAUGUGGCACUUCAUGUGUGACGCCCUCAUCAAAGCCAUCGGCACUGAACCAGACUCAGACGUGCUGUCAGAAAUCAUGCAUUCAUUCGCUAAGUGCAUCGAGCUGAUGGGUGACGGAUGCCUGAACAAUGAACACUUUGAGGAGCUCGGCGGCAUCCUGAAAGCAAAACUGGAGGAGCACUUUAAAAACCAGGAGGUCCGACAAGCCAAACGUCAGGAUGAAGACUAUGAUGAGCAGGUUGAGGAGACGCUACAGGAUGAGGAUGAAAAUGACGUCUACAUCCUGACCAAGGUUUCAGACAUCCUGCACUCCAUCUUCAGCAGCUACAGAGAGAAGGUUCUGCCGUGGUUCGAGCAGCUUCUACAGCUCAUCGUCAACCUGAUUUGUCCACACAGACCCUGGGCUGACAGACAGUGGGGUCUGUGCAUAUUUGAUGAUGUCGUCGAACACUGCAGUCCUUCUUCUUUUAAAUACGCUGAGUACUUCCUGCGGCCCAUGAUGCAGUCGUUGUGUGACACCAGCCCGGAGGUCCGGCAGGCUGCUGCGUACGGUGUCGGGGUCAUGGCUCAGUUUGGAGGAGAAAACUACAGGCCUGCCUUUACUGAGGCCGUCCCGCUCCUCGUAGGUGUGAUCCAGUCUGCAGACUCCCGAGCCAAAGAAAACGUGAACGCUACUGAGAACUGCAUCUCUGCUGUGGCCAAAGUCAUGAAGUACCGGCCCGAGUGUGUGAACGUCACCGAAAUCCUCCCUCACUGGCUCUCCUGGCUGCCACUCAACGAGGACAAAGAGGAAGCAGUUCACACCUUUAAUUAUCUCUGUGACCUCAUCGAAAGUAACAAUCCUAUCGUCCUGGGACCCGAUAAUACAAACCUUCCCAAGAUUUUCGCCAUUAUUGCUGACGGUGUUGCGAAUGAAUCAGUUAAAGGUGAAGACGGAUGCAGCAAACGACUGGCCAACGUCAUUCGCCAAGUACAAGUUUCUGGAGGCCUGUGGACGCAGUGUGUGUCAGCGCUGAACGAGACGCAGCAGAAGGCCAUCCAGGAUCUCCUGAACACGGCCUGAGAAUCGAGCGAAGCCUUAACCCUGAUAAACAAACAGCCCAUCUAUGAGGAUUAAACAAACUCUGCACCUCGAUCCCCACAUCUAGACUUUUGGCCCUUUCCCUGUUUUGAGCAAAGAACCGUCAUGUGACUCUGAGCCGCUGGACCUGAGAUCUCCACGUCUUUAACAUCGAGGAAUGCAUUUGCGUGCGCGUGUGUGUAUCCUGAAAAUAAAAAGGGCCGAGAAGCCUCAUCUUGAGUGGACGUGGGGGGGGGGGUUUAGGGGUAUGAAAUGAAUCUUAACCAUCAUCCAUUGUAGAUCUUCAGAAUUUCUGGUGUAGAAAUUGUGCUUUUCUCCCUAACGAGAUCAGUUAUAGUUGUUUUGUCACAACUCUGUGUGUGUGCGAGCGUGUGUGUGUGUGUCGACCCAAGCCCAAGCUGAUUUAGGGCUGUAUCCGGCUGUCCUCUCCCCCGGAUCGGACUGAAUGGACUGGUGUUGGUUGAGCUCUACUGCAGCAGAGCGAUGAUGCUGCGGUCGACUUUAGUUUGUUUUUGUUUUGUUCUUUCGGCUUUUUGUUUUCUCUUCGGCACCGGUCCUGAUGGCUGGUGCUGAUGUUUGGGAGAAUCGGGCAUCGUUUGCUCCUCCGCUGAUGAUGAUGAUGUCCUAACAGUGUCUGUCAUUGGCUCUCUUAAUCCAUGCAAAGAAAUACACAAACAUGAAUAAAACAGCGACUCUGGGUUCAGGGCUUCUCAUAUGAAGGAAAUGCGCAAGUCUGAAGCCGUUUGGUUUGGCUGACGGUUUGUCACGUGUCCAUCGAACAUUUGUAUGAUAUGCAAUCUAUCCUGGUUAAUCAUUUUACAACACUUUCAGUAUUAAAGCUGCAAGACAUGAUGAA